AGUUCGCAAUAAUUCGUUGAGGAACGAUGAAUAUUUUGGUGACUGUCGUAAGUAGGUUCCUUCCACCUAGUUGUAGAGAAGUAAAUAGUUUGAAAGAUUUGGAAGUUAUUUUCUUCGACCUUGUUUGUUUAAAAGAUACUAUUACACGUUUUCUAGCUUUUUGUGUUGUUGCGUUUGCUGGGGUUAUUAAACUUCCUCAAAUAUGGUCCAUAAUACGAGCAAGUUCGGCCCAAGGAAUUAGCACUGCAGCUCUUUGUAUCGAAACAUUUGGUUAUGUGUACAAUCUUGCCUAUCAUCGUAGAGAAGGGUAUCCUCUUUCUUCUUACGGAGAUUUCUCGUUGCUGGCGUUGCAAAACUUGUUCAUUCUAUUUUUAUCCUAUCGCUAUCGUCAUUUAGAUAUCCAGGCAAUAGGCAUUGUUGUAUUCUUUAUUGCUCUCAUAUUCUUCAUGACGAGUUUAUGGAUGCCUUUGCAUUUGUUGCGCCUACUGGUGACUUGCAAUAUACUUACAGCAAUGGCUUCUCGAAUUCCACAAAUUUAUAACAUUUUCAAGAAUAAGUCUGGAGGUACAUUGAGCCUUAUUACAUGCUUAGGAAUAUUUGGUGGUGCUUGCACGAGAAUUUGGACAACUGCUCAAGAUGUCAAAGAUAAUUUAGUACUCUUUGGAUACGUCGUCUCAACAUUGCUCAAUGGAAUACUAUGUUUACAACUCAUUUAUUAUCGUUACUUCAAGUCUAAAAAGAAUAAGGAAGAAUGAUUGCCAUAAAUGAAGAGUUUCAACA
This is a messenger RNA of Galdieria sulphuraria, 780 nucleotides long. RefSeq names its product lysosomal cysteine transporter, LCT family. The record is from RefSeq and is a predicted model, not a curated record. The transcript is spliced from 5 exons. Lineage: Eukaryota; Rhodophyta; Bangiophyceae; Galdieriales; Galdieriaceae. The coding region runs from base 27 to 755 and encodes 242 amino acids.